AUGUUUCCCUUCGACGUGAGCGCCAUCCCUACGCUACCCACCCGCAAGGGUCUGCUGCUAGUCGACUUCCAAAACGACUUCCUGUCCGCCGACGGCGUCCUUCCCGUCAUUGACCAUGACGACCUUGUUGCUCGGACCGUUGACCUGGUCAAGGCUUUCCGCAAGGUUGGCGACAUCAUCUGGGUGUGCACCGAGUUCGACAAGUUCCGCUCUGCCGCCGCCGAGCCCAUCUGGGCUACUGAUGCAUUGCCGAAGCCCAAGGUUAUAGAAUCGCGCACGCGAAGGAGACCUCAGCUUGCCUCUGCAGCCCCAGAGCCUGAAGAGGCCUCGGAUGCAGAUCCCGAGGCCUUCCUCAGCCAGCCCGGUCCUGAGAUUGUUCGCUCCGCAACCCGCGGCGCUGCUUUCCCCGAAGCCAUCAAAGCAGCCAUCGGCAAGAGGGAUAUCACAUUCAUCAAGUCUCACUACUCGGCCUUCACUUCUGGUCAGCUAUUGCAGACCUUGCGCGUCAAGUUUGUGCAUGAGCUCUACAUCUGUGGCUCCCUCGCCAACAUUGGUGUUUACGCCACUGCCAUGGAUGCUGCCAAGUUCGGGUACUCCAUCACUGUGGUUGAGAACUGCUGCGGUUUUCGUUCCGAUCUUCGCCAGACCAGUGCCAUGCAGAGCCUCGUCGACGUGACCGGCUGUGAGGUUGACGAUAGUGAGACUAUCAUUCAAAAGCUGCAGCCCAGGACCACCCGGGAGUCCGCCUCAUCGUCGCCCGUUGUACCCAAAAGGGUCGCCGAGGCUGGCGAUGGCAAGGCGCCUCCCGCGCCUGACGCUUACAAGCUGAAGAUCGAGCAUCAGAUGGCCGCACUUUCACUUGAUAGCCCGGUAAGUGGGCCUUCGAGCUCGCGGUCCGGCAAUGCUGCGGGCCAUCAUGAUUGUGCAACCGUCUCCGAUCCCUUGGAGGCUGACCCAGCCGCACAGCCACCAAAAGCGACCGCGCGUGACUCAUCCGACAAAGUGAUCUCAAGAAAACCGUCGGGCAAAGGUUGGACAGCGUCUAGCUCGGCUAUAAAGCCGGAGAGCGAUGAUAUAAAGGAACCCCAAAUCCUCAAGUCAGCCGUCGACGAGAGGACUUCCUCUGCAUCCGACCUUGAGCUCGAGCCCGACUCGACACCUGACACCAAGACUGCUACCAAGCCAGGGCAGAAGCAAGAGUUGAAGCUGGAACCGGGGAAAGAACCGGAGCCCAAGUUGGAGACAAGGGAGCCAGACGCGAGACCUGGCCAGGCAGAGGAGCAGGCAAGCAUGGACGAAGAAGUCAAUGUAGAGGACCCCUCCCCGCAGACCACCGAGCCUCUCUGCGAGGGCGACACGACCGUCAUCUAUAACAUUCUCCCAGCCCCCUUGGCCGAGGACAUCUUUGAGAAAGUGAGAGACGAGGUUCUCUGGCAGAGAAUGUCCCACCAGGGCGGCGAGGUUCCCCGGCUGGUUGCCGUCCAAGGCGAGGUGGCAGAUGAUGGAAGUGCGCCAGUUUACCGGCACCCGUCCGACGAGUCGCCGCCUCUGCUUCCUUUCUCGCCGACGAUACAGAAGAUCAAGGCCGAGGUCGAAAAGCAGCUCGGCCACCCGCUGAACCACGCCUUGAUCCAGUUCUACCGCAAUGGCACCGACUAUAUCUCCGAGCACAGCGACAAGACUCUGGAUAUCGUCAAGGGGUCGUACAUUGCCAACGUCAGCUUGGGAGCCGAGCGGACCAUGGUACUCAGGACCAAGAGGCGGGAUAAGAAUCCGUCCAGUGCUGAAGUGCCGUCAGGGGAGGACUCAAAGCAGCGCAAGACCUCUCGCGCGAGGUUGCCGCAUAACUCUCUGUGCCGCAUGGGCCUGGUGACCAACAUGCGCUGGCUGCACGCCAUCCGGCAGGACAAGAGAGCGGACCGGGACAAGACCGCUCCGGAGCUGGCCUUCUCGGGCGGGCGUAUCUCCCUCACCUUCAGGCAGAUUGGCACGUUCUUGAAUCGGGAUAGCACCCUGAUCUGGGGUCAGGGUGCCACCGGCAAGACGAGGGAGGAGGCCCACGCGGUCAUCAACGGGCAGAGCCCCGAGGCCGUGAGGAUGCUUCAGGCCUUUGGCACGGAGAACCACUCGACCGAAUUCGAUUGGGACAGGUACUAUGGCAAGGGCUUCGAUGUACUUCACAUGAGCAACUCCCCUCGUCUCUGUGCCUCGCCCGAUCCCGUCGUCAACAUGCGCAUUACCCUGAUGCUGGCUGAAUACGGCAUCACCUACUCCAAAGGUAGCAUGUCUCCGUCGUUCAACUGGAAGGGGGGUGACCCGAGCGCCGAGGACGCCCCCGCCGUACCCGAGUCCUUGCCAGUCAGGUUCGUCGACAAUGACGCGGCAAAGUCGACGGUGCAGGGCGAGCUGGCCAUCAUGCUGUAUCUUGAUGCAGUUCACGCUGUAUGCAGGGCCAACGCGGCAGUCAGAUCACAGGCCGACACCGCACGGGUUCUUACACGUUUCCAGCAAGGGUUUUCUCUUCUCGACAAGUGGCGGCGACUGCCAGAAUUCAAUGAGAAGAAGAAGACGACAAGGCGCAACCUCGGGCACCUGAGGCGGGAGCUGGCCAUCUGGGAGGGGUACGCGGCCGAAGCGGACUUCAUCGCAGGGCCAAGCAUCUCAUUGGCGGACUUUGCCGUCUGGCCGGUGCUGCACGCCAUCGUCGAGGAAUCCGGCGUCGAAGCGUUGGGCGCGAACAAGAAGCUGAGGGAGUACUACGAGAAGGUCAAGGCCAGGGAGUCCGCUGUCAAGAUGCGCGGCGCAAACCAGCCCGACAGCGUGGAUGCCAAGCAGGCUUGGAACUCGGGAGGUGCCCCUACGUGUGUGAUGUGA
Molecule: messenger RNA, 2874 nt
Organism: Colletotrichum navitas
Lineage: Eukaryota; Fungi; Ascomycota; Sordariomycetes; Glomerellales; Glomerellaceae
Product: isochorismatase
Exons: 2
Coding region: 1-2874 (957 amino acids)
Biological process (GO): DNA alkylation repair; DNA repair
Cellular component (GO): nucleus
Molecular function (GO): dioxygenase activity
Source: RefSeq, a predicted model, not a curated record